Messenger RNA from Scomber scombrus (Atlantic mackerel), 1103 nucleotides. Its product is annotated as dynein light chain Tctex-type 1-like. Gene Ontology annotation, molecular function: dynein intermediate chain binding. NCBI's taxonomy places the organism in Eukaryota, Metazoa, Chordata, Actinopteri, Scombriformes, Scombridae. Gene Ontology annotation, cellular component: kinetochore; cytoplasm; cytoplasmic dynein complex. The coding region runs from base 35 to 382 and encodes 115 amino acids. The record is from RefSeq and is a predicted model, not a curated record. Gene Ontology annotation, biological process: microtubule-based movement. The transcript has 5 exons.
CGGCGACAAUAAAGAGGCCAGAUAACAGUGAACAAUGGAGGAAUAUAACUCUGGAGAUGAGGGGAUCUUCAAUGCUGACGAGGCCAGUAUCUCAGUGAAAGAGUGUAUUGAAGGCGUCAUUGGUGGGACAGAUUAUAACCAGAGUAAAGUGAACCAGUUGACUGCCGGUGUCGUAGAGCACUGUCUCAGUCAUCUGGUGAAACAAGGACGGCCGUUCAAAUACAUGGUAAAUUGUACCAUCAUGCAGAAGAGUGGCACUGGUCUCCACACAGCCAACUCCUGCUACUGGGACACUGCCACUGAUGGAAGCUGUACGGUCAGAUGGGAAAACCGCAGCAUGUACUGCGUGGUCAGUGUCUUUGCUGUUGCUGUGACUCUCUAACAGCAGCACAUUGUCGCACCCUGCUCUCUCUCCCUCUCUCUCAUUUCCCAAGGUGCGUCUGAAAUGGCAUUGUGACCAAGAAGCCGUGAAGAUCUUCAGAUGAAAACCUCUGGUAGUUUAUGUAGGAGUAGCUUAUGUCUCCCCAGAGGCUUGAACAACAUAACGUCAGGGCAGGCUACUGCUGUGUGCGGGCGUGACUGGGUCAUCGUCAGAAUUAAAGCCUGAUGCAGUCAAAGUAUUGAGAAGCACUGAACACUUAAUAUUGUGAUCCAUCAAAUCCUUUAAUAUGUUGUCAAAAAGACACUUUACAUUUUCCAUAAUGUAGGAGUAGUUUUUAAAAAAUUAUUUGUCUCCUUCAGUACAUUCCCAAACAAAACAGACUUAACUGUUGCUGUAAAGAAGAAGAAACAUGAUUGUUGUCUUUCAGUACGUAUAAGCAAGACUUCUUGUAUAAAGUGUAGUCUGCAUUGAUAUUUUACCCAUUUAUAUCGCACUGUGAGGAUAUGAUUAUGAGUUCCCAGGCCAGGACUGUUUAAUGGUAAUUUCCAACAACCAGGGCACUUUUUUUGGAUUUCACCUGCAGACAUCCUUGAAUUCUUGUGUUAAACUGUUUAAUUUAUGGAGGCUGUUUACUGUAAUAAUAUGCUGGAAUGUGUACAGUUCAGUCAUUAAAUGUAUUCAAUUUGAUUUGCUUCUGAGUGAGCAUCAAUCUUUUCAAAAC